CGGAGCUUCCGUUCAGUUAUGUUUAUGCUCCGCACGAGGAGUGAGCUGUAUGUUAAAGAUGAGCGGGAUAGAGGCUUGGUAUAUGGACGAGUCCAGCGAGGACCAGAAGCUGCCUCACAGACUGAAGCCGAACCAGCCCGUGACUCUCAAACAGCUCGAGCGGAUCGGAGUUUAUUACUGGAAGUUAAAUGCUGAUAUUUAUGAAAAUGACCCCGAACUUCAGAAGAUCCGUGACGAAAAGGGUUAUUCCUAUAUGGAUAUCAUAACGAUUCACCCGGAUAAACUUCCUGAUUAUGAGAACAAAGUGAAAAUGUUCUACGAAGAACAUCUUCAUCUUGACGAUGAGAUCCGCUAUAUACUGGAUGGAUCGUCUUACUUUGACGUGAGGGACAAAGAUGACCGCUGGAUCCGAAUAGCUGUGUCUAAAGGGGAUCUUAUCACACUGCCGGCGGGAAUUUACCACAGAUUCACCGUCGAUGAAACCAACUACACCCAAGCCAUGCGUCUGUUUGUCGGGGAGCCGGUCUGGAAGGCCUAUAACCGUCCAGCUGACGACUUCGACAUCCGUGAAGCCUACGUGAACUCCCUGAGGUGCCCUUGAUCGGUGACCGUCGGGAGAAUCAAACUCUGCUGUGCCUUUAACAAACACUUUCGACGGGAGCACUAGAUCUAAUAAAUCAUUACUAAAUAAACCCACGACUAUUUUAAUGUUUUGUAGAAUUAACUACAUACUGUUCAGCUUUCAUGAAUGACUCGUUUGCAUUCUAUACUUGUACUGAUUAUAAUUUAGCAAUGCUGCAAGGAAACACUGAACUAAAUAAAGACCAGUAAACGGUCUUGUUAGACGAGAAACUGUUUGUGUGUAUGAUCACUAACACGCUAUUCUCUAGACAUGCUGUACUAUUCAUACAGUAAAUAAGCAGUGUUUAUAGACAUAUUAUGCUAUCGAUUGACUUAAAAGAGACUAUUAAUUCGAUGAUGUAAAAGUAUAUUUGUUCUAUGAUUAAAUAAAACUCUUAUUUCCUCUG
This is a messenger RNA of Puntigrus tetrazona (Sumatra barb), 1028 nucleotides long. It is a transcript of the gene adi1, whose product is annotated as acireductone dioxygenase 1. NCBI's taxonomy places the organism in Eukaryota, Metazoa, Chordata, Actinopteri, Cypriniformes, Cyprinidae. The coding region runs from base 50 to 601 and encodes 183 amino acids. The transcript is spliced from 4 exons. The record is from RefSeq and is a predicted model, not a curated record. Gene Ontology annotation, molecular function: acireductone dioxygenase [iron(II)-requiring] activity.